UCGCUCAUCGAUUGAACCGACAAGAGGUCCUUCAGGAAAAAAAAAAAGUGAAAAGGAUCCUCAAGCGACACGGAGGAGAGAUGCAGCCGGCGGCGAGAUGGACUUUGCUGCUUCUUGUUGUGGGGUUGAUGGUGCAAAACUGCCGUUCAUCCAAGGCAGAGGACCGGCUCUUCAGGAAACUCUUCAGAAGAUAUAACCAGUUCAUCAGACCAGUGGAGAACGUCUCUGACCCCGUCACCGUGGAGUUCGAGGUCUCCAUCUCUCAGCUGGUCAAAGUUGAUGAGGUGAAUCAGAUCAUGGAAACAAAUUUAUGGCUCAGACAUAUUUGGAAUGACUACAAGCUGCGAUGGAUGCCGGUGGAGUUUGACGGGAUUGAGUUCAUCAGAGUUCCAUCAAACAAGAUCUGGAGACCCGACAUUGUGCUCUACAACAACGCUGUAGGUGAUUUCCUGGUGGAGGAUAAAACCAAAGCUCUGCUGAAGUUUGAUGGUACCAUCACUUGGGUUCCUCCAGCCAUUUUCAAAUCCUCUUGUCCCAUGGACAUCACCUACUUCCCCUUCGACUAUCAGAACUGCUCCAUGAAGUUUGGCUCCUGGACUUAUGACAAAGCCAAGAUUGACCUGGUACUUAUCGGGUCUAAGGUGAACCUGAAAGACUUCUGGGAGAGUGGCGAGUGGGAAAUCAUUGAUGCUCCAGGCUACAAGCAUGAUAUCAAGUAUAACUGCUGUGAGGAGAUCUACCCAGACAUCACCUACUCCUUCUACAUCAGGCGCCUGCCACUCUUCUACACAAUCAACCUCAUCAUCCCCUGCCUCCUCAUCUCUUUCCUUACAGUGCUGGUUUUCUAUCUCCCGUCCGACUGCGGAGAGAAGGUCACGCUCUGUAUCUCUGUCCUGCUCUCCCUCACUGUGUUCCUGCUCGUUAUCACCGAGACCAUCCCCUCCACGUCGCUGGUCAUCCCGCUCAUUGGAGAGUACCUGCUCUUUACAAUGAUUUUUGUCACGCUAAGCAUCGUCAUCACCGUGUUCGUGCUGAACGUACACUACCGCACGCCAAUGACCCACACCAUGCCAGACUGGGUGCGCUCUGUGUUUCUCAAAGUGCUGCCGAGGAUUAUGCUGAUGCGGAGACCGAUUGAUGAGGACAGCAAGGCUGGGGGGUUGGACAGCAGUGGGGAGGCAGGAGGAGCUGGAGGGGGAGGAGGAGGCGGAGGAGGGAAAGGAGGGAAGAAGAGAAAGAAUAGCUUGAUGCAGCAAGUCGGAGGAGGCUCUCUCAACUGUCUAGAGUUUGGGGACAAUACAUUCUCAUCCGUGGAGGGCUGCACUGGAAAGAAAUGCCCUUGCCCCUGCCAGCAUGGGAAGGAGACCCCAGACACACCAGACUUGGGGAAGAUAACGCGUCAGCUGAGUCCACAGAGCAUCAACACGGUGGUGGCUUUUUCUGUGGUGUCGCCUGAGAUCAAACAGGCCAUCGAGAGCGUCAAGUACAUCGCUGAGAACAUGAGGAGUCGCAACAAGGCCAAAGAAGUGGAGGAUGACUGGAAGUACGUUGCCAUGGUGAUCGAUAGGAUCUUCCUUUGGGUGUUUGUGACCGUGUGCGUCCUGGGAACCGUGGGCCUCUUCCUCCAGCCGCUUUGUGGCUUUGUCUCAUAACUGCUAAACAUUCAGGGUUCACUUUUGCCCUGUGUCGAACAAUCCUGAACAAGAGGCUCUCAGUUGACCAAUCAGAAGACAGAGUUUAGAGUCCUAAAGCACUAUUUGGUGUGCUAGAUUUGCUUCUUGCCUUUUGCAGAGCAGUAAUAUUGAAACAGUGAAAAAAAGGGUUUAAGGUUUUCAGACUGGCUGGUAAACUGCGUAACAGAUACAAAGGUUAUAAAGCCUUACUUUUAUGUCCUUUAAGGCUUCUUUUCCUUAAAAAAAAUAUUUUCUACACAACACCUAAAAAGGCUGCCUUGGAAUAAACUUCACAGAAAGGAAAGGGAUAAUGCUGUAUCUACACAGUGUGUUCUUUCAGCGGUUUUGACCAUAUGAACAAGUUUAAACUUUAUUUUAAAUAUUUGUGGUUCAUUGUUCAAAGGAGGUGAAUAUAUCUCUGUUUUGCUAGGUUUGUCAGAAUGUGUAACAACAUGUUGUAGAGCCCAGAGAUGAAUAAACAGUUUGCAGUUACUGUAGCCUGGCCAGCAUUACAAAGCAUUUACUGUGGUUUGGUUCCUUUUAGCUAGUUUUGUGGCAAAUUUUACAUGCUGUCUUCAUUCAAUAAUUUCUAUGCCACAAAUAUGAAAAGUUGUAACUUAAAUUUAUGACCAAAUAUUUAGUUUUAGUCGUGUUGAUUCCUGUCAGCAUGGUCUCCAGAAAAUGACGUUCUCAUACACUGAACCUGCAUUGUCAAUUGGGUUUGUAGGGAAACAUAUUUUGUCCUGGAUUAAGUCGAAGUCCAUGUAGGGAGGAGGAUGGACGGAUGGGUGGGUCAUGGGCAGACCGGAGUUUGUGGCCCGUGUGAAAUCAAAAGUCAACAUUCAUUUAUAAAAUAUACACAUUAUUCAGAUUUUAAGUCAAAACAUGAUCUUUUUUUCUGAACCAAGUCCAAGUCAUUUUGUUGUGUUUUUAUUUUAUUUUAUUAAAAUUUAAAACGUGUUUAAAACGUGUUUAAAACGUGUUUAAAACGUGUUUAAGACGUGUUUAAAACGUGUUUAAAAUGCGUUUAAAACUGCGACUGUAAUCCGGUAAAGAAUAGUUUCCCUCAAAACGUAAUUGAGAAUGCAGUUCAGUUGUAUGGGAACGUAACUUUGUAGGCGUCAGGUUGAUUCCUGCGUGGUUGUGGUUCUAAAGAGGUAUACUAGUGUUUAGCAACUCUGCACAUCCAAUAGUCCUUCAGGACUGGAACCUGACAAUUAAGAUUCAACAGAUGUGGGCUUACUGGGAACUUUACACAUCCAGUAGACGUGACACAAACUCUCUACCGCACUGAACUCAACCCUGCAGCAGCCAGUUAACCCUCCCCAUGGAACUGACUGAUGACUGUCAUACUCGCUCCCCUGUCUGAUUCAUCAAGCUGCUCACUGUCAGAGCCAAUCGCGCUCACUGCUUUUUGUGUCAUUUAGAAUUAGAGGCUGUUUUUCUUUUUUUGUAAUUAGAAACCAUGUGUUUAUAAAUGUUCUCUGAUUAAUGUUCCACACAGUAAUUGGUUGGUCUGGUAAAUAUUGGAUUAAAUGAUACUUGAUGAGAUGCUCCUGAAAUAGCAUUACAUCUAUUAAUUCAUGAGAUGAUUCUAUCAUCCAAUUCCAUGGCUAUUAAUUUAAGCUUUUUUUUCUCUUGUCACUUUUGAUUAAGUUCACCAUUAAGAGCAAAUACAAGAAACAUGCACAACAGAAAUUUUGAUUGCUUCGACCACAAAUACAUUGUCGUUACAUUAGUUCACUAUAAAUGUAUUGCUUCAUUUCUUUAAUUUCAUUUAUAUCCAUGUGUAUUGUUAUACGAUGAAGAAACUCAUGCUGAAGGGAGCAAAUAUGUUUGUUCAAAUGAUCUCUGCCUUUCUUUUGUCUUUGAACUUUAAA
Cottoperca gobio is the source of this 3553-nucleotide messenger RNA. RefSeq names its product cholinergic receptor, nicotinic, alpha 6 (gene chrna6). Gene Ontology annotation, molecular function: transmembrane signaling receptor activity; acetylcholine-gated monoatomic cation-selective channel activity. The transcript has 8 exons. Gene Ontology annotation, cellular component: postsynaptic membrane. Lineage: Eukaryota; Metazoa; Chordata; Actinopteri; Perciformes; Bovichtidae. Gene Ontology annotation, biological process: monoatomic ion transmembrane transport. The record is from RefSeq and is a predicted model, not a curated record. The coding region runs from base 81 to 1652 and encodes 523 amino acids.